Neoarius graeffei (lesser salmon catfish) is the source of this 3844-nucleotide messenger RNA. RefSeq names its product dihydropyrimidinase like 5a (gene dpysl5a). Lineage: Eukaryota; Metazoa; Chordata; Actinopteri; Siluriformes; Ariidae. The record is from RefSeq and is a predicted model, not a curated record. Bases 125 to 1819 code for a protein of 564 amino acids. The transcript is spliced from 13 exons. Gene Ontology annotation, molecular function: hydrolase activity, acting on carbon-nitrogen (but not peptide) bonds, in cyclic amides. Gene Ontology annotation, cellular component: cytosol; cytoplasm.
UUCCAAGCUGGAGCGGCCGGGAGCAUCUGUGUGCGGGUGUCAGCCAGCGUUAUCGUCUCUCUCUCUCUCACACACACACUACUGAAACACUGCUUUUUGGGAAUAUAACAAAGGAGGUGGAAUCAUGUCUGCUGGUCCGGCGACGGUGCGCAUCCUCAUAAAGGGAGGCAAAGUGGUGAAUGAUGACUUUACCCAGGAGGCGGAUGUGUACAUUGAGAAUGGCAUCAUUCAGCAGGUGGGCAAAGAGCUGAUGAUCCCAGGUGGUGCCAAAGUGAUCGAUGCCACAGGCAAACUGGUGCUUCCGGGGGGCAUUGACACGAGCGUCCACCUGCAGGAGAGCUUCAUGAACGCCACCACUGCCGAUGACUUCUACAGUGGCACCAAGGCUGCUCUGGCUGGAGGCACGACAAUGGUGUUGGGUCACGUGUUGCCCGAGAAGAAUGAAUCCUUGCUGGAUGCUUAUGAGAAAUGUCGCUCUCAUGCUGAUGCCAAGACCUGCUGUGACUAUGCUCUUCAUGUUGCUGUGACCUGGUGGAGUCCCAAGGUGAGGGCUCAGAUGGAGACACUGGUGAGAGAAAAAGGAGUGAACUCCUUCCAGAUGUACAUGGCUUACAAGGACGUGUACAUGCUGAGAGACAGCGAGCUGUUCCAGGCCCUGCAGCACUGUAAGGACAUUGGAGCCAUAGCCCGUGUGCACGCUGAGAACGGAGAGCUGGUGGCUGAGGGUGCUAAAGAAGCAUUGGAUCUGGGCAUCAGUGGACCAGAAGGCAUUGAGAUCAGCAGGCCUGAAGAGCUGGAGGCAGAGGCAGUCCACCGAGCGAUCACCAUCGCCAACAGAGCUCACUGUCCUAUAUACCUGAUUAAUGUAGCCAGCAUGUCCGCAGGAGAUGUUUUGGCCUCGGGGAAGAUGCAUGGUAAAGUGGUGCAUGGGGAGACCACCACUGCCCAUGCUGUUAUAAACGGGCUGCAGUACUACCACCAGGACUGGGCCCAUGCUGCUGCCUAUGUCACUGUGCCUCCCCUGAGGCUGGACCCCAACACACCCAACUUCCUGCUCAGCCUGCUGGGAAGUGACGCUCUGAACGUGGUGACAUCAGACCACCGGCCUUUCACCACCAAACAGAAGGCCAUGGGCAAAGAUGACUUCACUAAGAUCCCUCAUGGAGUGCCUGGUGUGCAAGACCGCAUGAGUGUCAUCUGGGAGAAAGGAGUGGUUGGAGGAAAGAUGGAUGAAAAUCGGUUUGUUGCUGUUACUAGCUCUAAUGCUGCAAAGAUCUACAACCUGUACCCCAGGAAAGGCAGGAUCAUCCCAGGAGCCGAUGCCGAUGUGGUGGUCUGGGACCCUGAUGCAACCAGAACCAUCUCUGUGACCACACAGUGGCAGGGAGGAGAUGUGAAUCUGUAUGAAGGUCUGCGCUGUCACGGUGUGCCCCUGGUCACCAUCAGCCGUGGCCGUGUUGUCUACGAAAACGGCAUCUUUACUUGUGCUGAGGGUUCCGGAAAGUUCUACCCACUCCGAACCUUCCCAGACUUUCUCUACAAGAAGAUGGUGCAGAGGGACAAGUGCCAGUCUCUGAAGGGAGUGGAUCGUGCUCCAUACACAGGUGAGGUGGCUGCAGUGCAGAACACGGGCAAGAAGGAGGCGGCCCCUUCAUCUGGAGACAUGACCCCACGACCUUGUACUCGUCACGGAGGAAUGAGAGACCUGCAUGAAUCCAGCUUCAGCUUAUCUGGCGUCCAGAUUGAUGAUGACCUUCCAAAGAGAUCUUCCCAAAGGAUUCUGGCGCCCCCUGGUGGUAGAUCCAGUGGCAUAUGGUAACAUCAGCUGCUGCUGUUUCUCAAACCACUGAAUAACUAAGCCGGAAACUAAACACCUAAUAUUAUCUGAUGAUUUCACAUCGACCAAAAUUUAUUUAACCCUUGUCACUUUGCGACUAGCAUAAUUAAAUGUCCAUGUUAACGAUUUCAGGAAAAAGGGGUUUAUUUUGAAGGAAAAUGGAAAACAAGGUAUCUGUGUGGUUUGUAGAUCCUGUGUGAGAGAUGUGGGUAUUGAUGAAUUACACUAGCAUUGAUUAAUCUGGUCUUGCUGUCAUGUAUUUCAUUUGGUUAAGGUGCAAGCAAGUUCUCCUCUGAUCCUGUCUACUUCACUUUAUAUCACUAUAUUCAGAACAGUGCACUGUGAUAUGCAACAGUUCAAGGAAUACUUAGGGUUUUUUUCCCAACCUGAUCUCAAAUGAAUCGAUUUCAAUCCACCAUAUUUCCCCAUACGUACACACAUUCUCCAACAACAGCCCUUAAACUUUUUUUAACUUUUUAACCUUUUUAACUUUUCAAUUUUUUUAACUUGGUUUGGUGAAAAACUUUUUUCUGUUUCCUCAAUACAGAGAAACGUUGACUCAAAUCUAUCAUCAGUUGCACAUGCAUUGUUAAUCUAUUGAUGAUUGAUCAGAUUGAAAAAAAUGCUAUAAUAUUCCUUUAAAGGUGUAUAAAUUUGGCAGAAAUUUUGAACAAACAUUACAAUACCGCAGCUUAAUGGAUGUGGGACUGUGUAUUAUUAUAUAUUUUACCACAUUUUUUUUAAUUAUUUGGGCACAUGAUUGUGUUUACCUCAGUGUUUUAUUUUUGGAAUUGCACUUAUGUACAGUACUACCCUGCCUCUCCAUUUGUUAAACUGUACAUCUGUUGUGGUAAUCAAAUAACACAUAUUAAAAAAAAAGAUGCUUCUAUAUUGCAGCCUCAGUAUCGCUUUUGUAUUUUCAUUGUGUAUAUUGAAUUAUUUUUUUCUUUCACAUGACUGUUAAAUUGUGGAUGAUUCAAAAGCAAGCUAAAGUGUUUGAUCAAAUCUAUUUAAUGCCACAACUAUGAUUUCGCUCAAGACUGUGUAUGUUCAUAUUUGUUUUUUUUUUGUUUUUUUUAUUGUUUUAGCAUUUGUUUCCCCCACAUGACAUGGUGAGUGGCAACAGUGGUGUGUCCCUGUGCGGUAGACUUGUGCUGUGUUGCCGAUUUGUUAUCAAUAGCUGUUUGUUCUUAGAUUUGCUGAGACCGUUUAUGGUCAAGUAACAUAGUAAUGUACCUCCCAUAAAUGUGAACCAAUAUGAAUGCCAUGUUUACAGUGUCACAUAUCAGGAUUGAUUUUCUCAGUUAAGUCUGACCGCAUCAUGUUUAUGUAAUUGCCUAGGGUUGCCUUUUUGAGUUCACAGUGACAUAACACCAGGAACACUGCGAAACAAAUGUCUGUGUGUUUCCAAAUUUUCAAAUAGUAUUCAACUGAAAACAGUUUUAAUUAUUUUGAGACUUGGUUAAACAGUGGAGAGAGAUGUAGGCUUUUAGAGAUCACAAAAAAAACAUACUUCUACAUACAAGUUAUGGUUUAUUAUGAAUUGGCAUUGUGUUGUCCAAUAUAAAAAAUAACACCUGUAACAUCUGUAAAUGUUUCAAAACUCAAACACUUAAAUUGCAGUCAGUGACUGAAUGAAUAACCCCUGAAAAUGGCCAAAUGGCUCAGAAACAUAUUGAAGUGCUCGAUUAAAAGGAGAUUCAUUGCUAUGGUCUUUCAUUGGUUCUGUUACGACUCCUCUCAGUAGGCCAGCCAUGUUGGGAGACCCCACUGUAGACAACAUCUGUUACGGCAUAACGGCAGUAAAGAUGUCGAAGUGAACCUGUCCAACAGAUAUACUAGGAUUUCUCUAUUGGUGCUGAAUAUUCAUGCGUGUGGAUGUUUUUGUUUCCUUUUGGAACUCAACAUUUCUCUCGAUGUUUCUCAAACGUAUUUUUUAAUCUAUACCAUGUAUGUAUGCACUACAAGUGUAUGUGUUCUGUUCCUCUCAAAAGUUCAAAUAAACCC